AUGCCAGCUCCUGAGCAGUCCUCACUGGUGGAGGAGGGGCAACCACAGAUCCGCCAGGAAGCUGCCUGCAUUGGCCCAGGCAUGGAACCCGAGACCACAGCCACCACUAUUCUAGCUUCUGUGAAGGAGCAGGAGCUUCAGUUUCAGCGACUCACCCGAGAACUGGAGGUGGAAAGGCAGAUUGUUGCCAGUCAGCUAGAAAGAUGUAGGCUUGGAGCAGAGUCACCAAGCAUCGCCAGCACCAGCUCAACUGAAAAGUCGUUUCCUUGGAGAUCAACAGAUGUGCCAAAUCCUGGUGUAAACAAGCCUAGAGCUUCUGACACUGUCCAUCCCAACAACUAUCUCAUCAGGACAGAGCCAGAGCCAGGCGCCCUCUAUUCACCAGAACAGACAUCUCUCCAUGAAAGUGAGGGAUCAUUGGGUAACUCAAGAAGUUCAACGCAGAUGAAUUCUUAUUCUGACAGUGGAUACCAGGAAACAGGAAGUUUCCACAACAGCCAGAACUUGAGUAAGGCAGACAAUAGACCAUCGCACUCAUUUAUAGCAUCCACUAAUAACCAUUUGGUGAGGCAUUCAAGAGCUGAAGGACAAACUCUGGUUCAGCCAUCAGUAGCCAAUCGGGCCAUGAGAAGAGUUAGUUCAGUUCCAUCUAGAGCACAGUCUCCUUCUUAUGUUAUCAGCACAGGCGUGUCUCCUUCAAGGGGGUCACUGAGAACUUCUCUGGGUAGUGGAUUUGGCUCUCCAUCAGUGACCGACUCCCGACCACUGAACCCCAGUGCAUAUUCCUCCACCACAUUACCUGCUCAGCGGGCAGCAUCUCCGUACUCUGCGCAGAGAUCCGCCUCCCCAGCAGCUGUGCGGAGGAUUGGGUCAGUCACCUCCCGGCAGACUUCCAAUCCCAACGGACCAACCCCUCAGUACCAAACCACCGUCAGAGUCGGGUCCCCAUUGACCCUGACGGAUGCACAGACUCGAGUAGCUUCCCCAUCCCAAGGCCAGGUGGGGUCGUCGUCCCCCAAACGCUCAGGGAUGACCGCCGUACCACAGCAUCUGGGACCUUCACUGCAAAGGACGGUUCAUGACAUGGAGCAAUUUGGACAGCAGUAUGACAUUUAUGAGAGGAUGGUUCCACCCCGGCCAGACAGCCUGACAGGCUUACGGAGUUCCUACGCUAGCCAGCACAGCCAGCUUGGACAAGACCUUCGUUCAGCCGUGUCUCCCGAAUUGCACAUCACUCCUAUAUAUGAGGGCAGGACCUACUACAGCCCCGUGUACCGCAGUCCAAACCACGGGACUGUGGAGCUCCAAGGAUCACAGACCGCAUUGUACCGUACAGGCUCAGGUAUUGGAAAUCUGCAAAGGACAUCCAGCCAACGAAGUACCCUUACAUACCAAAGAAAUAACUAUGCUCUAAACACAACAGCUACCUAUGCGGAGCCCUACAGGCCAAUACAAUACCGAGUGCAAGAGUGCAAUUAUAACAGACUUCAGCACACAGCACCGGCCGAUGAUGGCACCACGAGAUCCCCAUCAAUAGACAGCAUUCAGAAAGACCCCAGGCAAUUCGCCUGGCGUGAUCCCGAGCUGCCUGAGGUCAUUCACAUGCUGCAGCACCAGUUCCCCUCUGUGCAGGCGAACGCGGCGGCCUACCUGCAGCACCUGUGCUUCGGCGACAACAAAGUCAAGAUGGAGGUGUGUAGGUUAGGGGGAAUCAAGCAUCUGGUUGACCUUUUGGACCACAGAGUUUUGGAAGUUCAGAAGAAUGCUUGUGGUGCCCUCCGAAAUCUUGUUUUUGGCAAGUCGACAGAUGAAAAUAAAAUAGCAAUGAAGAAUGUUGGUGGGAUACCUGCCUUGUUGAGACUGUUAAGAAAAUCUGUUGAUGCAGAAGUAAGGGAGCUUGUUACAGGAGUUCUUUGGAAUUUAUCCUCAUGUGAUGCUGUAAAGAUGACAAUCAUUCGAGAUGCUCUCUCGACCUUAACAAACACUGUGAUUGUUCCACACUCUGGAUGGAAUAACUCUUCUUUUGAUGAUGAUCAUAAAAUUAAAUUUCAGACUUCACUCGUUCUGCGUAACACAACAGGUUGCCUGAGGAACCUCAGCUCUGCAGGGGAGGAAGCCCGGAAGCAGAUGCGAUCCUGUGAGGGGCUGGUGGACUCACUGCUGUACGUGAUCCACACGUGUGUGAACACAUCCGAUUACGACAGCAAGACCGUGGAGAACUGCGUGUGCACCCUGAGGAACCUGUCCUACCGACUGGAACUGGAGGUCCCUCAGGCCCGGCUGCUGGGGCUGAACGAAUUGGAUGACUUACUAGGCAAAGAGUCUCCCAGCAAAGACUCGGAGCCAAGCUGCUGGGGGAAGAAGAAGAAAAAGAAAAAGAGAGCGCCACAAGAGGAUCAAUGGGAUGGAGUUGGUCCUAUUCCAGGACUGUCAAAGUCCCCCAAAGGGGUUGAGAUGCUGUGGCAUCCAUCGGUGGUAAAACCAUAUCUGACUCUUCUAGCAGAAAGUUCCAACCCUGCCACCUUGGAGGGCUCUGCUGGAUCUCUCCAGAACCUCUCUGCUGGAAACUGGAAGUUUGCAGCAUAUAUCCGGGCAGCCGUCCGCAAAGAAAAAGGGCUCCCCAUCCUUGUAGAGCUUCUGAGAAUGGAUAACGACAGAGUGGUUUCUUCUGUGGCCACUGCCUUGAGGAACAUGGCACUGGAUGUUCGAAACAAGGAGCUCAUAGGUAAAUACGCCAUGCGAGACCUGGUCAACCGGCUCCCCGGAGGCUCGGGCCCCAGUGUGCUGUCUGAUGAGACCAUGGCGGCCAUCUGCUGUGCUCUGCAUGAGGUCACCAGCAAAAACAUGGAAAAUGCCAAAGCCCUGGCCGACUCCGGGGGCAUUGAAAAGCUGGUGAACAUAACCAAGGGCAGAGGAGACAGAUCAUCUCUGAAAGUGGUGAAGGCAGCAGCCCAGGUCUUGAAUACAUUAUGGCAAUAUCGGGACCUCCGCAGCAUUUAUAAAAAGGAUGGGUGGAAUCAGAACCAUUUUAUUACACCUGUGUCGACGUUAGAGCGAGACCGAUUCAAAUCGCACCCUUCCUUGUCUACUACCAACCAACAGAUGUCACCCAUCAUCCAGUCAGGCUCCAGCAAACCUUCACCAAUUUACAUCAGUUCCUAUUCCUCACCAGCAAGAGAACAAAAUAGACGGCUACAGCAUCAACAGCUGUAUUAUAGUCAAGAUGACUCCCACAGAAAGAACUUUGAUGCUUACAGAUUGUAUUUGCAGUCUCCUCAUAGCUAUGAAGAUCCUUAUUUUGAUGAUCGAGUUCACUUUCCAGCUUCUACUGAUUAUUCACAGUAUGGACUGAAAUCGACCACAAACUAUGUAGACUUUUAUUCCACUAAACGACCUUCUUAUAGAGCAGAACAGUACCCAGGGUCCCCAGACUCGUGGGUGUAG
This is a messenger RNA of Pipistrellus nathusii (Nathusius's pipistrelle), 3444 nucleotides long. The record is from the annotation of a GenBank genome assembly. Lineage: Eukaryota; Metazoa; Chordata; Mammalia; Chiroptera; Vespertilionidae.